This is a messenger RNA of Vombatus ursinus (common wombat), 3867 nucleotides long. RefSeq names its product otopetrin 3 (gene OTOP3). The coding region runs from base 69 to 1763 and encodes 564 amino acids. Gene Ontology annotation, molecular function: proton channel activity. Gene Ontology annotation, cellular component: membrane. The transcript has 7 exons. Gene Ontology annotation, biological process: proton transmembrane transport. NCBI's taxonomy places the organism in Eukaryota, Metazoa, Chordata, Mammalia, Diprotodontia, Vombatidae. The record is from RefSeq and is a predicted model, not a curated record.
GGGGGAGGCUAGAGACACACCUGGACGGAGCAGCCCAGCUCCUUCCAGUUGGUUGUUAGUCCGCAACGAUGACAGCUCAAGUCUCAGACCCUCAGGGGAUCCCUGAGGUUACAGCUAAGGAGGAUAAGAAGGAAUUGGGGGGCCCUAGCCCCAGAAGGGACAAGUCAUGGCUAGAACGGCACUUCUCCCUGCUCCUUCGUCGAGAUCGCCAAGCCCAGAAGGCCAGCCAGCUCUUUUCUGGGCUCCUGGCACUCAAUGUGGUGUUCCUGGGGGGAGCCUUCAUCUGUAGCAUGAUCUCCAACAAUGUGGCCAUCACCCUGGGUGAUGUCUGGAUCCUGCUGGCAGUGCUCAAGGUGCUUGCCCUCCUCUGGCUUCUCUACUACAUGGUGGGUACCAUCCGCCUGCCACACGCUAUCCUGCACCGGGAUCCCCACGCUGGGCCUGUCUGGGUUCAGGGCUCCCUGGUGUUGUUUGGUAGCUGCACCAUCCUACUCAACGUCUUCCGAAUUGGCUACAUCAUCAGUCACAUCCACUGCAAGUCUGAAGUGGAACUUGUCUUCCCCAUCAUUGAGAUUCUCUUCAUCGGUCUUCAGACCUAUGUGCUAUGGAACCACAGUAAAGACUGUGUUCAGGUCCAGAUGAAUCUCACCAGGUGCGGAUUGAUGCUAACUAUGGCUACCAACCUACUCCUCUGGAUACUGGCCGUCACCAAUGAUUCCAUGCAUCGGGAGAUUGAGGCUGAAUUGGAGGCCCUCGUGGAAAAGUUCACAGGCAAUGAGACCAACACUUGCCUUUGCCUCAAUGCAACUAUAUGUGAAGUCUUUCAAAAGGGUUACCUGAUGCUCUACCCCUUCAGCACCGAAUACAGCCUCAUCUGCUGCGCCAUCCUCUACGUCAUGUGGAAGAAUGUGGGCCGAAAGCUGUCUCCUCACAUAACCAGUCCUGGCCAGCCCAACUUCCACCUCCAUGGGGCCAUCUUUGGUCCCCUGUUGGGCUUCCUGGCUCUGGUGGCAGGGGUCAGCGUCUUUGUCGUCUUCCAGAUCCAGGCCAGUGGCCCCUCCAUUGGUUAUCAGUACUUUACCCUUUACUAUACUUUUUAUGUGAUUGUCCUGCCUGUCAUGACUCUGGCAUGCCUGAUGGGCACGGUCAUACAUGGACUGGAAGAGCGGGAAAUGGACACAGUCAAGAACCCCACUCGUAGCCUUGAUGUGGUACUUCUUAUGGGUGCUGCCCUGGGCCAGAUUGGUAUCUCCUAUUUUUCCAUCGUGGCUAUUGUGGCCACCAAUGUCCAAGGGCUGCUCAACAGACUUAUCCUGGCCUAUUCAAUCCUCAUCAUCAUUCAGCACAUUGCACAAAACCUCUUCAUCAUUGAGGGCCUGCACCGACAGCCACUCUGGGAGACACCCAUCCAGUACCAGAAUGAUGGCCUAGGGGAGGAGUGCCCACCAGACCUUCGCCGAGGAUCUGUGUUAGAGCUGGGCCAGGGCCUGCGUAGGGUAUCCCUGGCCUAUAUCCACAACUACAGCCACUUCAACUGGAAGCGUCGAGUUCUUAAGGAAAUUUCCAUCUUCCUCAUCAUCUGUAACAUCACGAUGUGGAUGAUGCCAGCAUUUGGCACACACCCUGAGUUUGAGAACGGACUGGAGAAAAAUUUCUAUGGCUACAGGACUUGGUUCACUAUUGUCAACUUUGGCCUGCCUCUGGGGGUCUUCUACCGAAUGCAUUCUGUUGGGGGGCUGGUAGAAGUCUACCUCGGCGCCUGAUUCAAAACAGUCCACAGUCAGUCAGCCCUGGCACUGUUCCUGCUUCUUUCCUCCGCCUCGAUCCCAAACCAUACAGUUCCAGGGGCUAGUGGAAGACACCUGCCCCAAGCCCUGCUCCAUCCACAGCCAAGAAAUCCAAGUAUCCCUCCAUUUGAGCAGAGGCAGAAACUAACUAGAGGGGGUCCCUCAAAGUCUCCCUGCUUCCAGGAACCAUCAACCUGGAGGUUUGGGGACACUUUGCUGUCUUCUCCAGAGCCAAGGAUGAGGUUCCCAGAUGCUAUGCUGGGGUGCUAGUGGGAGGGGCUACAUCUGUUUAUGUUUCUAAUUUAAAACACCCGAGAGCCCCAAAUGGCACAGAUGGCAGUCCAAUCCUGGUAUAUAGUUGUGGCUCUUCCUAGAGCUAGUGUGGGGAGCCUGAGCCAGGGGUCUGUAUGAGAGGUUGGGGAGUGGGAAGGCAGUUGUACCCCCUUCCAGCAAAUGCCUCAGCAGGCCAUCUCAUACCUGCCUCUGGGCCUGUUUAUCCAACCACUGCUCAGGGCCAUCUUCCUAAACUAAGUCAGAGCAAAUCUAUCAUCUUCGGGGGGCCACUCCACCCAUUCACCAACCCCUCCCACCCUUCCACCAAGCCUGACCCACACACACACAUACACACACACACACACACACACACAGUCAUCUAACAAGCUCAUUAAUUAGCUGCCAAGCUAUGUUGAACUCCUCUCUCCUGCUGCCAUAAAACCUGUUUGUUUGAUCGAUUACCUGCUCUUUUUAUUGUAUUUGUUCCCAGAGGCAAAACAGUCACUCAGCCUUGGGAAUGAAGGAAAGGGCUUCCACUCUCCUGUAGCAGUGCUAGGCAGUGGGGAGGGGAGACACCCAGAGAAUAUUUUUUGCCCUGGUGUUAUCUAGAGGUACAGAAAGGAAUGGACUUAGCUCUGGAGGGAAACACCUAGGAUAAGAAGGAAGCCACUUUUGGGGGUGGGGUGGGGAGCUGGCUUCACCUUACAGAAGCACCCUCUUACCAAGUACUCCCAAACCAAGGUAAGUGGGUAGCAGCUCUUCUCCUUGGAGAGGGCCAGGUUAGCAGCUGGGAGUGUGUGCAAUGGGGCUGUGCUCUGUAUGCAAGCCCUGGAUACUCCACUGGGUGAUAAAGAAGUAGAAAAGGUAGAGAAAACAAGCCAGGUAGCUUUUCGGUGCCGGCCCUGAAAAAUCUCUCCCUACCUGUUUUGACCUUGGUCUGGCCCUAAGCCCCAGCACCAACACUAGGCUGGGCACAGAAUGAAUCAUCAUUGUGAGGCCGCAGAGGGAAGGCCUAGCCCAGGCAUUCUUCUUAUCCUGACAGCCAGGUCUCCAGCAUGUCCCUGUAGGUCCUUGGUGCCCCACCCGGAAUGGGGCUGGAAGAAGGAGGACAAUGACGGACCGGAAGAUUAUUAAUGCAGGCUUAAAUGAGCUAACACGAUGAAUUAAAGAGAAGGAGGGCUAGGUUUGGGUUCCAUUUCUGGUGUUGCCACCUAAUAUCUAUGGGAUUCUUCUCCACUCAGGGUCUCUACUUCCUCAUCUUUCAAACGGGGGGAAGAAGCCUUUGUCUAUGGCCAUACCACCCUGACUGCUCCCAUUCUCAUCUACUCAAAUAAAAGCUAAGCAGAACUAACCUGAUUAGUGCUUGGAUAGAAGACAGCCUGAGAAUACUGGGAGCUAUAGACAUUCUCCUUGAUUACCAGUGUGGUUCUAGGGUCAGAGGACCUGGAUUGAAAUCCUACCUUCUCUGUUUACUGCUGGUAUGACCUUGGGCAAGUCAUAACCUUCCUGGGCUUUGGUUUCCUUAUUGGUAAAAUGAAGGCCUUGGACACGUGGCUUCUGAAGUCCUUUCCAGUUUUAGAUCCUAUGUGCUCUGAGAUUCUCUCAAGUUCUAACAUUCUAUGAGUCUAUGCAGAGGCAGUGGGAUUUUGGGAUCCUGGGUGCUACAGCUUUUUCUUUGGUAGCCAUAUGGCACAUGGGAAAGUACACCGCUCCAGAAUCACAGAGUCAUUGUCAGUCAGGAACCUGUUGUCAUUGUUCAGUCGUUUUACGGUUGUGUUCGACUCUUCGUGACCCCAUUUGGGGUUUU